AUGAGGUUAUCUUUGGUGGCUUCAAAGUUUAAUGUACCACCAAGGGCAUUCUUUGCACUGCAUGUUAUAAAACUGUCCUACAGCAUGGGCAUUACAAUUCUGCUGUACUUAAGUACAGUUUUUUCAAACACUUCAAUAUGUGGCGAGGAGUAUAAUGAAAGAUCGAUUGUAUGUGUGGUGAAGUGCAAGCAUGCAUUUCAUCCAACUUGUAUAGAUCGGUGGUACACGGAGAGUUCAACCUGUCCAUAUUGUCGGUCGGACAUUGUGGUAUCGUCACUGAUCGACUAUCGAUACGAGACAAAUGUUAAGAAUGGCGAUGUGGUAGCGAAAAUCACACUGACAACGAUGUAA
Messenger RNA from Helobdella robusta, 351 nucleotides. RefSeq lists its product as hypothetical. The record is from RefSeq and is a predicted model, not a curated record. The transcript has a single exon. Bases 1 to 351 code for a protein of 116 amino acids. NCBI's taxonomy places the organism in Eukaryota, Metazoa, Annelida, Clitellata, Rhynchobdellida, Glossiphoniidae.